Messenger RNA from Meloidogyne enterolobii, 408 nucleotides. Lineage: Eukaryota; Metazoa; Nematoda; Chromadorea; Rhabditida; Meloidogynidae. The record is from the annotation of a GenBank genome assembly.
UUUCUACGUUUUUAUUCAAAAUUCCUCGUUUCAUUUCGAGCUAAAAUAUCUAUAUUUGUGCUACUCUUCAUCUCAUAUAUUUUAGCAUAUUUUGGAAUUAAUCAAAUGGAGACGAGUUUUAUACCAGAAAGGACAUUUCCUGGCGACUCUCCACUUCAGGAUACAAUCAAAAUAUUUAAUAGAAUUAUGAAAUAUCAUUCUCCAAUUUCUUUUUUUGUCUUUCACCCUCCAAAUAUUUCUGAUCCUGUAGAAGUAAACAAUUUCAACAAAAUGAUUAAUAUUAUACAGAAUUUGCCAAAUACUUUGCAUGUUCAAAUAUGGCUUAAUGGCUAUCUGGAAGUAAGUGAGAGGGAUAAGAAAGGAGAGGAGGAGAUGAGGAGGUAGGGAUGCAGGGAGGGAGUGUGAUAG